AAACCUUUUAUGUUCAGGCAAUAAGAAUGCUUGAUGGUUCAGAUGAAGGAGAGGUCAAUGCACUUGCCAUUACUAAAGAACGAGAGCAUUUUGUCUCUGGAGGAGAAGACAAAGAAGUUAAGCUUUGGGGUUAUGAUGAAGGUAUCUGCUACACUAAAGGAUAAGGCCAUUCUGGCUAAUAGCAAGAGUAUUAUUUUUUUAUCUUGCGAUUACUAUAAGCCUUGACUAAAAAUCAAUCAUCUCUGUUGGAGCUGGAGGAGCCGUAUUAUUUGGAAAAUGCCAAAGCAUAACUAGAGUUACCUAAUAUGUAAAAUAUCAAAAAAUAAAAUUUAACCAACUACGAUGGAUUCUCAGUCGUAGAAAUCAAAUCCUGUUGCUAAAUCUUUUAGGUCUGGAACGAAAUAAUCUAAAAAUGAUAGGUUCAUUUCAAUACAAAUUCAUUAAUUUUUACAAUUUUGAACUUCUUAAGCA
Messenger RNA from Paramecium octaurelia, 471 nucleotides. Lineage: Eukaryota; Ciliophora; Oligohymenophorea; Peniculida; Parameciidae. The record is from the annotation of a GenBank genome assembly.